Molecule: messenger RNA, 4819 nt
Organism: Pocillopora meandrina
Lineage: Eukaryota; Metazoa; Cnidaria; Anthozoa; Scleractinia; Pocilloporidae
Source: the annotation of a GenBank genome assembly
AUGGCAGAUUGGGUCCAUUGCAAUAGCUGCUAUGUUCGACCUGGAGGAGGAAAAUUAUUUUCCCUCACGAACUGUGGUCACAUAUACUGUGCAGAUUGCCUACAAGGUGAAUUAAGUAGAAAAAAAUUGUACUUAGAGAUCUAAGCUUUAAUAUAGCGUGAAUUAACUUUAUUGUUUACGCAUUUUCAUCGGUUUGCAUUGUCUACAGCAAACCCUGAUCAGUGCACAAUAUGCAGGAGGGCAUGCAAUUCAAUCGUUUUAUCAUCGCAGGUAAGCUUAAUCAAGCAUUCAAUAACAACUUGGUUUAAAGUUAUUUCUGAAGUGGUAGUAAAGGAUAUUAGCGGAAAACAGAAGAUAGUUAUGAUAACCCUGAGUGCUUAUUUUUAUUAUAAUUAAUUUUUCUUUCACUUUAGAUGAAACCUGAAGUUGAAAUGUACUUUACCAAUCCUAUCGAUUUAUCCAAGAAAUACUACACGCAGUUGUCUCAGGUAAAACAUUCCCAAACUGAUAAUGGAAUAAAAUACAUUAUUUCCCCCAGUUUUACGAUAUCUAUAUUAUGUAAGGGGAAAAUAAAUAUAGACAACUUUAAUUAUUCGAAGCCCUUGCACAAGUUAAACCGACCCAGACAAGAGACUUCUUAAAACGGUCAAUUUUUUUAAAUUUGUAUUUCACUUAAGUAUUUGUAUCAUGUUGCCAAUUUGAACAAAACCACUAGGGUACUAUACUCUGAUUUCAACAUGAAAAGGCCAUGUAUUGGUAGCUGUCAAACAAGGGGAUGCCUUCCUCGAGUCUAAAAAGUAGAAGGCUACCCUUGAAAACUGGUGGAAUUUUCUUGUCAUUUUAUACCAGGUGCUGGAAUUUCAGAAAAGCCACAGAGAACGACUAGCAGCAAAUAUCGAGAAAAAGGUACGAUCUAUAUGUACGUCCGUAGAAAAAAAGAUGAUUGAUCCUUUUCCUCUGUAUAUGUUUUAUAGCUGCGAGGAUCCUGCGAGAGCGGCCAGUUUUCUGCCGUUUGACUCAUGCCUCUUUUUACGAGCACGCGAAAGCUACUUGAAGCUCAACGUUCUAUGUAGCUCUUGUGCAAAUGUUUCAAAUCAUAUUUGAGUGAGCUUGAGUGUGACAGCACGGAAGACAUUUUGCAGGAAACACAAGACAGUGCGCAAACUGUCAAAAUCGCACAAUGCACGGAGGGCAGCUUGGCUAACCUAAGAGGCAGCUGAAGGAAAAAUACCAUCUUUUGCGCAGCUGAGGAUUGUGUUACAAAGGACACAUUGGGAUUUUUCAUACUCGAUUGGGAUUGCACUACAUUUUCUCUAGCAUACCCGAUUUUAUCUUCAAGGUUCUAGCAGCGGAGAGGCUCCAGCGACACAUGUCCAGACUACAGGAACUUGAACGGUAUUUAAAGUUCUAUAUGUUCCAACUAAAUAAAUCUUUAACAGAGGUUGGAAAUACUGCUUUUUAACCAGAGGUACGAAUAAACUUUGCGGCGAAUGCAAAAAAUUUGACUUUUAAAUGAUGUUGAUGGGAGCUUGAAUAGCAUUCAAAUAUCAAAACUUAUAAGCUCUGCUAAUAUGUUCAUUUGAACUAAACUAAACAAUUCUCUGACACAGCAACUAGGUUCCCAGCAGCUUAGGGGAAUUAUUGCGUUCAUAGUUCUACAAUGACCUUGAGAAGUUCUACCGAGCUGACUAUUCAUUCAGAUAGUCCAGUUCCAGUCUGUACCGAAGAGGACUGACUGUCGAGUUUGCCUUUCUUGUGUAGUAUUAACGGUCUCUUUGUCUUGCAUAGGGAAGUUGCCGUUCUUCAAGAGGAGAAUGUUCACCUCAAGAGACUGCUUGCCAAUAAUUCUAGUAGACCUGGAACACCGCACAGUUAUAGGAAUUCACCAGGGACAACACCAAGAAGGGGUACAUAACUGACCUGUAUUUCCCAUUUGAAAUAAAAGCUUUUUUUUAAAAUUUUUUCGAAGGGGGGAAACAGCGUAAAUAAUCACUUAUUGUUCGCCUUACAAAGAUCUGUCUCUAUUUACCUAUUUUAAUCACUGAUACACCCAGUUCAUAUUAUUUUAACUGAACCACAAAGCAUGUAGCUUCAUGCGAUUGAAUUUCGUUUGAAGAGUUAUACUUGAAGUUAAUCCCCUCUUUUCUAAUCGUAUAUAAAAGGCCAUACACCAUCUCCGACUUGCAGUCAGUACUCGUCCUCACCUUACGGAAGGACCACACCUAACAGGUAAAUUUGGUCUUUUUAGUUCUUUUUCUUCGCGUGUAACUUAUUUGUGAGGGUCAAUCUAAUUCAUCUACGAGCCAAACUAGCCUUUAGCUAGGUUAUUCGGCGCGAAAGAUGAUCUUGUGCUCUUUUCUCUUUCUUUUAUUCGAUUUUUGAGCGUCAACCUCCAGCACGGCUUUUGGAGUUCAACUUGAGGGCAUGUAUAAUUUCCGCUGUUUCCUUAUAAUAAAGCAGGUAGAUUCUUAUCCGUGAGGCUCGCUAGAAAUAAUCUUUCUCUGCUGAGACAUGGGGGUCAUAGGGGCUUCGCAAUCGAUUGAUUUAGGACAAAACGUUCCAUGAAAAGUUGUAUUUGCCCUCUGAUCGUUGUUCUUGCCUCAAAAACGAUGUCUCUGUGUAAGUUUCUUAUGGCAAACGUUUGAGGUCACGAGUUGUUAUAUGAAGGUAUCACGUUUAAACUGCCUAAUUUCUUGCAGUUCUCAAAAAGAAAACAAAGGGUCACAUCAUUGGCAGGUACGAUGUAUUUCAGUUAUUGCUCCGUUUGAGCUGCAUUUCUAUUCAUUUCCUCUUUUUGUGAAAUUUCAGAACCAGUUAUCCCGCCCUGCCUCUGGGCCAACGAGACUGUCAGUGAGAACUCCACCUUGCAAUGGAUUCAUGGGUAAACGUUAUUUCUUUUUUCAAUUUUGUAGCUUCCUUUCCUGUCUAAAAGAUCUUGUUCAAACCCUCUAUGUUCCGCCAGUGAUGUUAAAAGUUAAGCCAGGCUCUCUCAAUGAAGCCAGAUAUACUUAUGUUUUGAUGUGAUUCAGGUUAUUCUUUUCUUUUCUAUUCAGAAAAAUUAAACCAAAACAUAUCUUUAAUUAUACCAUAAAUUGUUAUGCUAUUUGCAGGUACUGUUCGAGGAACUCCAUCCCCAAACAAGCAGGUUUUAUCCCGUCCAGGAUCCGCUGGAGGGACACCAGGAACUGUUUUAAGGUAUCUCAAACUUACAUCUAUGUAUUUUGAGCCAAGAGUUUACUUCAUACUUACUACCGUAUAUUUGGACUGUCUGAUUCAACAUAGGAAUGUAGUAGGCUUUCGAACCGUGACUUCAAUCCUAUAACUUUUCUUUCCCCUUGUGAUUAUUUUUCAUGUCCACAGGAACAAUCUUCAAGGAAGACACCUCAUAAGGACAGCGAACACUCCUGGGAGUUAUGAAGCGGCCACGCCAUCAGGUCUAGGGGCAACCGGGGUUACUUGUUCCCCCAUGGCGAUGUCAUCACCUAUCUUAACAACAAGGUCACUAGAAUCGGUUAUAGGCGUAGUAAUUUUGCAACAUUUGGUUUCUUGCACUCAUGGAUGAUGCGACGAUCAAGGAAUGAAAUUCAAACGAUUGAAAAUGAGUAAAGUUUGCGAAGUAAUAAAAAAAGCACGCACCUAUAGUUUCUACAACAAGAGAAACUAUCAGAAUACUUCAAAAUACCAGAUUUAUGUAAAAAAGGAUCUUUAUGCAGAAUACCUAAGGUUAACAAUGUGAUGACAAGGACUUGAAGAAUCUCUGUGAUUAACCCUUUUCGUGGCUAUGAAAAUUCCAGGAUCACUAUUAACCCUCAGCUUUUUUUAUGGCUUAUUUUCAAAAUAACAAAGAUCACUGACAUCGAUCAAAACAGUUGGUCAUGACUCCAAUUUAGUGAGGCUUUCCCUAGAAGCUCUAAUUAAUGACUACGCAACUUGCUAAAAAUUUAACCCUAAGCCUCAUUGCACACUACAUUCUUUAGAAUCUUUGUCGUCCUCUUAACAUGUACAUAUUCUUUUGAUCUCAGUGGUCCGCUCCCUAACCCUUUCACUCCCGAGAUCUCACGGGUAAUUCUAUUGCUGUCUGCCAUAUAAUUCUAAUAAUGUUAGUUCUGAGGAAUUACUACUGGAGAAAAUGAUAAUCUGCUAAUUAAUAUUUUUCUAUUUUCUCGUCACUUGUUUGCUUGACAUUGUAAGAAUUCUGUCUUGGCCAUCCAUGAGAGUUAAAGGGUUAAAAGAGAAGCAGGGGGUGGGGUGGGUGGGUUGAAUUGGUUAUGCGGACGUUAACAUACAUACUGCAUGUAAAGCCUAUUUGAAUCUCCUAUUUUUUCUCUACCAUUCAAAUUGCUCUCACAUGUAUACGCUUUUUUACGUAUUUCAGAUCUACUACAACGAGCAAUAAUAGGAUAAGCAACAGAUCACAGUAUACAACUCCCUCUUCGUCUCAAGCUUCAUCACAAAGUAAUAUUUCGACUCAACAACCCGAGCGCUGCAGCCGUAAGUAGAAUGUGACCCUCCGGUUAGUUUGCGUGAAAGUGUUACUGGAUCUUUACAAAAAAUUACCAGAGAAUUUUAAAUGAUAAUGACUUUUUUCAGCAGAAGAGGAUGAAAUUUCCACACCCCCAAGUCAACUGGACCCUUCAAGGCGACAAAUACAGGUUUCGUUUGUGUGCCUUACCUUGACCUCUAUUCUUCUUUGGAACUUGAAUUAGUCAUUUCGUUGUUUAAACUUUUUGUUUGUUUUGUUUUCUUUCCAACAGCUGAGAUACCAGCCAAGAUCAGCGAUAAUAAACAAACAACCUUUCCUGUAAGUGUUCAUUCUUGA